AUGGCAUUUGGCCCAAGCAAAGCAGAGGAGGAAGAUUAUGAGGACGUCCCUAUAAAUAAAACAUGGGUUUUAUCACCAAAGGUCUACGAGAGCGAUGUCACCCUUAUCCUAAACAAAUUACUGCAAGGUUAUGACAACAAACUGAGACCGGAUAUCGGAGUGAGACCGACAGUGAUUGAGACGGCAGUGUACGUGAACAGCAUAGGCCCAGUAGACCCCAUCAACAUGGAGUACACCAUAGACAUCUUCUUUGCUCAGACGUGGUACGACAGCAGACUCAAAUUCAACAGCUCAAUGAAACUCCUCAUGCUCAACAGCAACAUGGUCGGAAAAAUCUGGAUUCCUGACACGUUUUUCCGCAACUCACGUAAAUCUGACGCCCACUGGAUCACCACACCCAAUCGCCUUCUGCGGCUCUGGAGCAAUGGAAGAGUCAUGUACACUCUAAGGUUGACAAUUAAUGCGGAAUGCUACCUUAAGCUGCAUAACUUUCCCAUGGACGAACAUUCGUGCCCUUUGGAGUUUUCGAGCUAUGGGUAUCCAAAGAAUGAGAUCCAGUAUAGAUGGCAGCGUCGUUCUGUUGAGGUUGCAGACCAGCGGUACUGGAGGCUUUACCAGUUUGCCUUUGUGGGAUUAAGAAACUCUUCUGAUGUGGCAAACACUCAGUCUGGUGAAUAUGUGGUUAUGACCAUUUUCUUCGACCUGAGCCGGAGAAUGGGCUACUUCACCAUCCAGACCUACAUCCCCUGCAGUAUGAUUGUGGUUUUGUCAUGGGUCUCUUUCUGGAUUAAUAAGGACGCUGUACCAGCCAGAACAUCAUUAGGCAUCACAACUGUGCUCACCAUGACAACAUUGAGCACCAUCUCAAGGAAGUCCUUGCCGAAGGUGUCAUAUGUGACGGCCAUGGAUCUGUUCGUUUCUGUGUGCUUCAUCUUCACCUUCGCUGCCCUGAUGGAAUAUGGGACUCUGCAUUACUUUACAAGCAAUCGACAGAACAAGAAGACCAAGUCAAGCCAUGCACAGAAACCCAGCAUGGUUAACAUCAGACCGGGGACAUCUCUGCUGCAAAUGAACAAUAUUGCUCCCUACCACGAGGAUGACGAUUACGCGUAUGAGUGUCUGGAUGGAAAAGACUGCACCAGUUUCUUCUGCUGCUUCGAUGACUGUCGCUCCGGAGCUUGGCGUGAGAACAGAAUGCAUGUCCAUGUCUCCAAAAUCGACUCUUACUCUCGAAUAUUCUUCCCAACCGCCUUCGGCCUUUUCAAUCUUGUCUACUGGAUUGGAUAUCUGUAUCUUUAAAGAUGUUGAGCAAGUGGGAGAAGGACUCUAGUAAUAUCGCAAAUCAUCUGUAAAUACUUCAUCUGCUAAAUCCAGCAGCAUAAAUCUUUGAGGGAAGGGACAUAUGAAGCUUGUGAGGUUGGAUGUAUUAAUACUUAAUGUGUCUUUAAUCGUACCGGGUAUGUGAUUUAUUAGAGGUUUAAAUCUUGAAAGGAUGAUUACAAUGAUUACUAUACAGCGUAUUACCAGCGAUAUCAUUGUUUUUGAGAAGGAAAUGCAAAUAGUUUGAUUUUCCAUCAGUUAAGCUGGCCAUAUCAAACAGAUUUCAGCUAUAUUGCCUAGUUUAAAAGCCACAAAAAUCAGCAGAUUUUAAAAAAGAAAUGCAAUAUUAGUGUUACCACUGCAGCUGUGUUAUCUUCAGGUUGUUAUCUCUCUAGCUGAAGCAAAAUUAUUAUUUGCAAUGAACAGUAGAUAAGAUAUUAGUCGCUUCUGAUGCAAAUUUUCCAAGAUAGUAGAUAGAAUAGCUAGCUGUGAGAAAAGUAGUAGCCUAUUUGUGCAUAUUAAUCAGAAUUUCUUAUUUUAAACUUACAGUAAAAAUCGGGCUGGGAUAUAAAUGCUCAUUUCAUGAUUUUAAUUGAUUCUAAUUUGAAUGAAUCAACAAUACGCCAAAACACCACCUAAAGAAGAUUUGUGUGUGAAAUUAUGGCUCUUGGGAAAGUCAACAGCUGACUGCACUUUGAGAGUCAAAAAAAAUAUAUGUACAGGAGAAACAAAAUGAAUACAAACAUGACCUUAGUUCUUUUUUUUUUUACAUUGGUCUGUGAAAGAAACAGAACUUUAAUAUAUUAAAUCAUCAUCUUUGAUGUAAAUUAAUAGCAUUUUCUGGGGGAGAAAUCCCAAUAAUCUUUAUGCCAAGUCUAAUUUUGUCCAAUUCGUCAAGUCCAAUAAAUCACAAUAAGCUUAUAUGAAGAAUGUUUUAAUGAGGUUAAGAACCCUUCUGCAAUGAAAAGUUCCAAGAAUGGUGAAGGUUCUUUAAAGCACUUCUAAUUUACCAAAAAAAUUAUGUAGUUAUUGUUUUAAAACACUAAUUUAGAUGCAAAUAGCAUAUCCAUCUGACUUAAUUUAAACAAUUAAAAAUAUAGCAAUGUACGAGUAUGUACUGUAAUGUGUACUAUUAGUUACUAUGUUUAGAACUAAAAUGUGAACUUAAAAAAUACACAAAGGCAACUCAUUCAAUUUAUCAUUAUCCAAUGAAUAGCAGAAAAUAAUCUAAUUGCAAGCUUGUGAAUUGAAUCAAAUCAUGAAAUUUGUGUCAAUUCCCAGCCCUACUUGCCUACUUUUUUGUGAAUUUGCAAUACCUGCAUUUAAACAAACCAAAGCAUUGAUACAUAUAUCCGGAGGUUAUGUGAAUAGCAUUUUGUUCUGCUCAAGAGUUACCCAGAAGCCAUUUACUUGGAAUUAGCCUAUAAUGAUACUGUGAAAUGUUCUUGACUUGAACUAAUAAGCUGUCUCUGCAAUAGACGACACAAAGAAAUGCCAAUGUGCCCAUGAUAAAAGGGUCCACGUGUACAUUUUUAUAUAUCAAACAAAAGGAAUAGAGCGGCCUAUACAAUUCACAAAUGUUCAGUGUCCUUUCAGUACAAAUUAGAGCUCAUCCUUCUCUUUCGUAUUCAAGACAGCUCCUUGCGAACAGCUAGAUUUCUGUGAGCAUAAUUGCAUGACUCAUCUGAGCUCCUACGGCUAAUCAAACCAUAUUUGGAAAACGGCCUGAUGGACUUUCUUCCGCAGAAGAGCUCAAGUCAGAGCCGUCACACAAAUUAUCAAAACUAAAGCAUUUGUAAAUCAUCACACAAACCAAUGAUGCCUUUUCUAUUGGAAAUAAAAGGCCAUUUAGUAUAGAGACACUUUACUUGAAGGGGGUGUUCAUAAGACUGUUGUGAUACAUUCAUAAUCAUAGCAUGACACCUCAUGAAUAUGAGUGAGGUAUUUGUGCUUAUGACAAAGUUAUUAAGUGUGAUUUGCUCUGUUGUGUCAUUUUAAAUGCAAAGGUAACAUUGCUUGAGAUAUUUGUCAUGACAACUUGACAUAAAUCUGUCAUAAACAUGAUUGUCAUGAAGCCAUUAUACACUCACUGUCCACUUUAUUAGGUACACCUUUUACUAGUAUCGGGUUGGAACCCCUUUUGCCUUCAGAACUGGCUUAAUCCUUUGUGGCAUAGAUUCAACAAAGUAUGGAAAUAUUCCUCAGACAUUUUGGACCAUAUUGACAUGAUAGCUUCACGCAGUUGCUGCAGAUUUGUUGACUGCACAUUCAUGACGCGAAUUUCUUGUUCCACCACAUCCCAAAGGUGCUCUAUUGGAUUGAGCCUGGUGACUAUGGAGGCCAUUUGAGUACAGUGAACUCAUUGUCAUGUUCAAGAAACCAGUCUGAGAUGAUUAGCUGCUGGAAGUAGCUAUCAAAAGAUGGGUACACUGUGGUCAUAAAGGGAUGGAUAUGAUCAGCAACAACACUCAGGUAGGCUGUGGCAUUGACACAUUGUUCAAUUAGUACUAAUGGGGCCAAAGUGUUCCAAGAAAAUAUCCCCUACACCAUUACACCAGCAGGCUGAACCGUUGAUACAAGGCAGAAUGGAUCCAUGCUUUCAUGUUGUUGAUGCCAAAUUCUGACCCUACCAUUCGAAUGUCACAGCAGAAAUUGAGACUCAUCAGACCAGGCAACGUUUUUCCAGUCUUCUAUUGUCCAAUUUUGGUGAGCUUGUGUGAAUUGUAGCCUGAGUUUCCUGUUCUUAGCAGACAGGAGUGGCACCUGGUGUACUAUUCUGCUUCUGUAGCCCAUCCGCCUCAAGGUUGGAUGUUUUGUGCAUUCAGAGAUUCUCUUCUGCAUACCUCGGUUGUAACGAGUGGUUAUUUGAGUUACCGAUGCCUUUCUAUCAGCUCAAACCAUUCUCCUCUGACCUCUGGUAUCAACAAGGCAUUUGCGCCCCUACAGAACUGCCACUCACUGGAUAUUUCUCUAUAAACCCUAGAGAUGGUUGUGCGUGAAAAUCCCAGUAGAUCAGCAGUUUCUGAAAUACUCAGACCAACCCGUCUGGCACCAACAAACAUGCCACAUUCAAAGUCACUUAAAUCACCUUUGUUCCCCAUUCUGAUGCUCGGUUUGAACCGCAGCAGAUCAUCUUGACCAUGUCUACAUGGCUAAAUGCAUUGAGUUGCUGCCAUGUGAUUGGCUGAUUAGACAUUUGCAUUAACAAGCAGUUGGAUAGGUGUACCUAAUAAAGUGGCCGGUGAGUGUAUUUUGCCAUGCUUAUUUUUCUGAUCACUUUUUUUAAUGUGUAACAAUCUAGAUUUUUUAUUGAAAUGUCUGAUUAAAUGUGUCAAUACUCUAUCAAAGAAAUUUAUAACGGCGACAUUAAAAUUUAAUCACAUGUAAUGACAUUUUUAAUAACAAAUUCAAAUUGGGAUUAAGAAAAAUAUUAAGAAAGCUGUUACAAAAUUCAUGACAUAAUUUUAAUAGCCUCAUGACAAUCACGUUUAUGACAGAUUUAUGACAAGUUAUGGCAAAGACAUGUCAAACUAUGUCAUCUUUGGAUUUUAUAUGAUAUAAUCGAGCAUAUAAUCGACACUUAAUCACAGGUGUCAUAAGCCUGCAUAAAUUAUGAUUAUAGCGGGUUCAUUACAGUCUUAUGAACACCCCUUCAAAUAAAGUGUAGCCGAUUUACCUUAUAUUUGGUUCACUCUGAUCUUAUAUUUGAGAAACAGAUGUGCCAUAUCUUAACUCUCAAUACAUCUGUACGCAAACGUCUUGAUCUUCUGUUGUGCUUUCAGCUGUUGCUUGUUUUGUUUAACGCUUCCAUGUGGUUUGUCUUUGGCUGGAUGUCAUCUUGAUCACAGACUGCUCUGUUGUCUCCCUGAGAACAUCUGCUGUGUACUGUAUUGUGCCCCGUAGCUUAAUAUAUCCGAUAUUAUUGUCUUUCUUAAUGACAGCCUCGCAUUUCACUUGACUUGAGAGCAACAGGCAGAUGAUAGUAGAAGAAAAAAAAAA
Messenger RNA from Danio aesculapii, 5319 nucleotides. RefSeq names its product gamma-aminobutyric acid receptor subunit gamma-1-like. The record is from RefSeq and is a predicted model, not a curated record. Gene Ontology annotation, molecular function: GABA-A receptor activity; GABA-gated chloride ion channel activity; transmitter-gated monoatomic ion channel activity involved in regulation of postsynaptic membrane potential. The transcript has 8 exons. Gene Ontology annotation, cellular component: GABA-A receptor complex; neuron projection; postsynapse. NCBI's taxonomy places the organism in Eukaryota, Metazoa, Chordata, Actinopteri, Cypriniformes, Danionidae. Bases 1 to 1299 code for a protein of 432 amino acids. Gene Ontology annotation, biological process: chloride transport; regulation of postsynaptic membrane potential; gamma-aminobutyric acid signaling pathway.